CACAAAUUAAAGAUGCAGUUAGGAUGGCCGAGAUUGGAUUGACAUCAGCCUGGACGCUUGAUAAUUUUAAGGUUGCAAUCGCCAAGUAUAUUAGCUCUCCACCAAUGUCAGAUACCAACUUAAAGGAAAUUACUGCAUCAUUGAAAUGGGAGGACUGCAAAUCCCUCUUCGAAGAUAGAAUAAUGGGUGGUGAGGGCUUGCUGCUUGAAAUAUUUAACAAAUUUGUUAAUGAACUAAAAGAGAAGGAGCACAAGCGUCAAGAGGAUAAGGUACUUAAAUUACUACAAACCCUUAUUCUUCUGCUACUUUUGGGUGGGGGUAGUAGAUGUGUGGAUGUGAUUGUGGUUGAUAUUGUUUUGCGGAAAUUUUGACUUUUUGAGAGUCGCCACUUAAUUUUGAAAAGGAAUUAAGAAACCUUUAGAGAGUUAUUGCAAACGAUUCAAAACAGAAAAAGCGUUUUAAGUUAGAGAUUCUAGAUAAGCGGUUCCUAUUAACGUUUUAGGAAGGUAUUAGGCACCUAAAAUGUCCGCUAACUUGCGGUUAUCCGGACUCUUUGAAAAUCGUCUUUUGAUUAACUUUGAAAAAGUUUAUUUUUUGAAAAGAAAAGUGAUUUUAGGAAUAUUUUGGUGUUUAUGCAAAACCAGUUUUUUAGCGACUUGACUAAGGAUUUUACUAGGUUCGCAAAACACACGUAAAACAAGUAAGCAAAUAG
Capsicum annuum is the source of this 712-nucleotide messenger RNA. RefSeq lists its product as uncharacterized. Lineage: Eukaryota; Viridiplantae; Streptophyta; Magnoliopsida; Solanales; Solanaceae. Bases 24 to 371 code for a protein of 115 amino acids. The record is from RefSeq and is a predicted model, not a curated record. The transcript is spliced from 4 exons.